AUGUCGUCCCCUGAGAAGAAGAGAAAGAAGAAUACGGCGAGGACGAAGAAUCCGUCACUUAAACGAUCGCCGUUGCUCCCACCGACCCCGCAAUCAACCCCAAAUCCGACACUUCCCGAUGAUGUGCUACUGAGCUGCUUCGCACGCGUCUCGAGAUUGCACUAUCCGAGUCUCUCCCUCGUCUCCAAAAGCUUCCGUUCUCUCCUUUCUUCACUGGAGCUUUACCAGACUCGCUCCCAUUUACACCGCACGGAGAGAUGUCUCUAUGUCUGCUUAUCGCUCCCUCCUGACCCUAACCCUCGCUGGUUUACUCUCUGCCGGAGACCUAAUCGAAACCUAACCAAGAAGAGGAAGAAGAAGCAAAGUAGCAACCUUUUGGUUCCAAUCACAUCUCCUCACUCUACUCCCGUUAGGCCUAGCUUCGUCGUCAUCGGUUCUGAAAUCUACGAAAUCGGCGGACUCGUCAAUGGCGCGGCUUCCUCUACCGUCUCGGUCUUUGAUUGCAGGUCUCACUCUUGGCGCAAAGCUCCAAACAUGCUUGUGGCCAGGGAGCAACCAUACGCCAAGGUCAUCGAUGGAAAGAUAUACGUUAGAGGUCUUGAGGACUUGGUAGAGGUUUUCGAUCCAAAAACCCAAACUUGGAAUUACGAAUCUACAGAAUGGAAAUCACUGGAUGAUUAUUAUGGAAUUGUAUCGGAUAGGUUUUUUGGAAUGGCAUCGCGGACGUCUUCUAGUUGCGUGAUAGAUAGCGUGUUGUAUUCCUAUUAUAAGGGAGAGUUCAAAUGGUAUGACAAAAAGGUAACUGACUGGAGAACCUUGAAGGGUUUAUGGUACAGUCUGCCUGCGUUUUUCUCUUGUUCGACUACAUCUAGUCAGAUUCAGUUGGCAGAUUAUGGUGGAAAGAUGGCGGUUUUAUGGGACAGACAUGAUCGUUCUAGCAACUGUAAAGGAAGAAAAGUUUUGUGUGCUGUGGUCACGCUUGAAAGGCGUACUAGUGAAGAGAUUCGGGGGAGAGUCGAGUGGUCUGAUGACUCUGAAGCUGUGCUUAAAGUCCCUGGGUCUGUUGCAUUCGUGGGUGUUGUUGCUGCUACUCUUUGA
This is a messenger RNA of Microthlaspi erraticum, 1098 nucleotides long. The record is from the annotation of a GenBank genome assembly. NCBI's taxonomy places the organism in Eukaryota, Viridiplantae, Streptophyta, Magnoliopsida, Brassicales, Brassicaceae.